GGCGGGACGAGCUGCCCGCCCCAGUCCGAGGCAUGUAAAGGCCUGGGUGGUGGGGAGGGAGCAGGGAGCGACCAGCCGGGGCUGCGCUGGAGCCGGUUGCACAAGUUGCAGAGAUUGCUACGGAUGCCAGCAAAACGUCGGCCGAAAUGGCAACCGAGGGGGAUAAACUAUGGGGAGGAAGGUUUGUUGGAAGCAUGGAUCCCAUCAUGGAGAUUCUCAACUCCUCCAUUGCCGUUGACCAGAGACUGUCUGAAGUUGAUAUCCAGGCAAGCAUGGCUUAUGCCAAAGCCUUGGAGAAGGCUAGCAUCCUCACUAAACCUGAGCUGGAGAAGAUCCUGAGUGGCCUGGAAAAGAUCUCCGAGGAGUGGUCUAAAGGAGUCUUUGUGGUGAACAAAAGUGAUGAGGAUAUCCACACUGCCAAUGAACGCAGACUGAAGGAGCUGAUUGGAGAUAUUGCUGGAAAGCUGCACACUGGAAGAAGCAGAAAUGAUCAGGUUAUGACUGACUUGAAGCUGUUCAUGAAGAACUCCGUCUCUGUGCUCUCCACUCACCUGCUGCAGCUCAUUAAGACCCUGGUGGAACGUGCUGCCAUAGAAAUUGAUGUUAUCCUCCCUGGCUACACUCACCUGCAAAAAGCUCAGCCCAUCAGAUGGAGCCAGUUCUUGCUCAGCCAUGCCGUUGCACUGACCCGUGACUCCGAGCGCCUGGGAGAGAUAAAGAAGAGGAUGAAUGUCUUGCCCUUGGGAAGCGGUGCUCUGGCUGGCAACCCACUGGAUAUCGAUAGAGAGCUGCUGCGCAGCGAGCUGGACUUUGCUGCCAUCAGCCUGAACAGCAUGGAUGCCAUCAGCGAGAGAGACUCUGUGGUGGAACUCCUCUUUGUUGCCACCCUGCUGAUGACCCACCUUAGCAGGCUGGCUGAAGAUCUCAUCAUCUACAGUACCAGCGAGUUUGGCUUUGUGACCCUCUCCGAUGCCUACAGCACUGGCAGCAGCCUGAUGCCUCAGAAGAAGAACCCUGAUAGCCUGGAACUGAUCCGCGGCAAAGCUGGACGCGUGUUUGGACGGUGUGCCUCUAUUCUCAUGGUUCUCAAAGGACUUCCAAGCACCUACAACAAGGAUCUGCAGGAGGACAAGGAGGCAGUCUUUGAUGUGGUGGAUACCCUGACUGCUGUGCUCCAGGUUGCCACUGGAGUCAUUUCUACCCUCCAGAUCAACAAGGAGAAUAUGGAGAAAGCUUUGACCCCUGAAAUGCUGUCCACUGACCUGGCUCUCUACUUGGUUCGUAAAGGAAUGCCAUUCAGACAAGCCCACACUGCCUCUGGGAAGGCUGUCCACCUUGCUGAGACUAAGGGCAUCACCAUCAAUAAUCUCACCCUGGAAGACCUGAAGAGCAUCAGCCCCCUCUUUGCCAGCGACGUGUCCCAGGUCUUCAGCUUCAUCAACAGUGUGGAGCAGUACACGGCCGCGGGUGGUACCGCCAAGAGCAGCGUGACUGCCCAGAUCGAGGAGCUGAGGGAGCUGCUGAAGAAGCUGAAGGAACAAGCUUAGAGUGUGGUGAGAUAUCCCGUGUGUGCAGCUUUGUGCUUAUCACACUGAUCUGGAGUUAAUAAACGCCGUGGUGCAUUGUAGUUCACUGAAA
Dromaius novaehollandiae (emu) is the source of this 1638-nucleotide messenger RNA. RefSeq names its product argininosuccinate lyase. Lineage: Eukaryota; Metazoa; Chordata; Aves; Casuariiformes; Dromaiidae. Gene Ontology annotation, cellular component: cytosol. The record is from RefSeq and is a predicted model, not a curated record. The transcript is spliced from 17 exons. The coding region runs from base 147 to 1547 and encodes 466 amino acids. Gene Ontology annotation, molecular function: argininosuccinate lyase activity.